This is a messenger RNA of Mugil cephalus (flathead mullet), 818 nucleotides long. Its product is annotated as serine/arginine repetitive matrix protein 1-like. The transcript has 7 exons. Lineage: Eukaryota; Metazoa; Chordata; Actinopteri; Mugiliformes; Mugilidae. The coding region runs from base 1 to 792 and encodes 263 amino acids. The record is from RefSeq and is a predicted model, not a curated record.
AUGGACAAGCAAUCCAGCGAUCUUUACCUUUUGGCAAAGAUGUGUGAGAAAGCCAAUACCCUUCAUGACCACCACUACUCCCUCAGCGAGAUUCAGGUUGGGCCUGAGACCACCAAGAUACGGGUCGAGCAGGAGAACAGGUCUAGACCCACUCGGGAUCCUCCUGAGCGUAGCCCCAGCCCCGAGCUCUCCAGCUCUGACCGACAUGCCAAGCGAAAACGGAGGAAGCACAAACACAGACGCAGAGACCUCGAGGAGGAGCCUGCACAGAAAAGACCCUGUGUGAGCGCUGCUUUACCAACAGAGCAGCGCUUCAGCCCCGAGCCGUCCCCGCCUGGCCUGCAGACUAAGCGGAGACGUAAGCACCAAAAACACCGGCACAGAGACCCGGAGGAGCGUCCGCGGAAAAGAUCCAGAGAGCGGAGCCCCCAGCUUCCGCACAAAAGAUCCAGAGAGGAGAGCCCCAGCCGUUCCACCUCUGAACUCCAUAAUAAGCAGAGACGGAGGCGACAGAAACGCCGGCAGAAAAGAUUCAGAGAGCGGAGCCCCCAGCCCUCCACCUCUGGCCUUCAUACCAAGUGGAUGGCAGGAUGGUGGGAGCAGGGCUACACAUCCAGCGAGCCUGAUGACCCUCCAGAGAAGAGGCCUGUCGGCCCUACAGAGUGGAAGCCCUGCCCCGAGCCCUCCGCAGAGGUGAGUAAUGUUGGUUUUCACCAUCAUUUCAUUUUGCUGUUGGGAAGAACUGUUCUAUCCUGUCCCACAGUACUGUAUCAGUUUAGAGGGUGUAGCUGAACCAACCUGGAACUUACUUCUCCUCC